CCAGUCCACUCCUCUAUAAAGCCCACAGAUGCUAGGAGCUGCCAGAGCUUAGCCUGGAUGGAGCGGAGACGCAUUACCUCAGCGGCUCGCCGCUCCUAUGUCUCUUCCUCAGAGACAGUGAUGGGGGGCCUGGGUCCCAGCCGCCGCCUGGGACCUGGCACCCGUCUUUCCCUAGCUCGAAUGCCCCCUCCACUCCCAGUCCGGGUGGACUUCUCCCUGGCCGGGGCACUCAAUGCUGGCUUCAAGGAGACAAGGACCAGUGAGCGGGCAGAGAUGAUGGAGCUCAAUGACCGCUUUGCCAGCUACAUCGAGAAGGUGCGCUUCCUCGAGCAGCAGAACAAGGCACUGGCUGCUGAGCUGAACCAGCUCAGGGCCAAGGAGCCUACCAAGCUGGCUGAUGUCUACCAGGCAGAGCUGCGCGAACUACGGCUGCGGCUCGAUCAGCUCACCGCCAACAGCACCAGGCUUGAGGUGGAAAGAGACAACCUGGCCCAGGACCUGGGCAUCCUGCGGCAGAAGCUCCAAGAUGAAACCAACCUGAGGCUGGAGGCAGAGAACAACCUGGCCACCUACCGACAGGAGGCAGAUGAAGCCACUCUGGGCCGGUUAGAUCUGGAGAGGAAGAUUGAGUCUCUGGAGGAGGAGAUCCGGUUCCUGAGGAAGAUCCAUGAGGAGGAGGUGCAAGAGCUCCAGGAGCAGCUGGCCCGGCAACAGGUCCAUGUGGAAUUGGACAUGGCAAAGCCAGACCUCACAGCAGCCCUGAAAGAGAUCCGCACGCAGUAUGAGGCAGUGGCGUCCAGCAACAUGCAUGAGGCGGAGGAGUGGUACCGGUCCAAGUUUGCAGACCUGACAGACGCUGCCGCCCGCAACUCUGAGCUGCUCCGCCAGGCCAAACACGAGGCCAACGAUUACAGACGCCAGCUGCAGGCCUUAACCUGCGACCUGGAGUCCCUGCGCGGCACAAACGAGUCCCUGGAGAGACAGAUGCGGGAGCAGGAGGAGCGCCAUGUGCGGGAGGUGGCCAGUUAUCAGGAGGCGCUGACCCGAAUGGAGGAGGAUAGGCAGAGCCUCAAGGACGAGAUGGCCCGCCACUUGCAGGAGUACCAGGAGCUGCUCAACGUCAAGCUGGCCCUGGACAUCGAGAUCGCCACUUACAGGAAGCUGCUAGAGGGCGAGGAGAACCGCAUCACCAUUCCUGUACAGACCUUCUCCAACCUGCAAAUCAGAGAAACCAGCCUGGACACCAAAUCCGUGUCUGAAGGCCACCUCAAGAGGAACAUCGUGGUGAAGACUGUGGAGAUGCGGGAUGGAGAGGUCAUCAAGGAGUCCAAGCAGGAGCACAAGGACAUGAUGUAA
This is a messenger RNA of Chrysochloris asiatica (Cape golden mole), 1356 nucleotides long. RefSeq names its product glial fibrillary acidic protein (gene GFAP). Gene Ontology annotation, cellular component: intermediate filament; cytoplasm; cell projection. Gene Ontology annotation, molecular function: structural constituent of cytoskeleton. Gene Ontology annotation, biological process: regulation of chaperone-mediated autophagy; intermediate filament organization. The record is from RefSeq and is a predicted model, not a curated record. The coding region runs from base 58 to 1356 and encodes 432 amino acids. The transcript has 9 exons. Lineage: Eukaryota; Metazoa; Chordata; Mammalia; Afrosoricida; Chrysochloridae.